Molecule: messenger RNA, 546 nt
Organism: Penicillium daleae
Lineage: Eukaryota; Fungi; Ascomycota; Eurotiomycetes; Eurotiales; Aspergillaceae
Exons: 1
Coding region: 1-546 (181 amino acids)
Biological process (GO): arabinan catabolic process; xylan catabolic process
Cellular component (GO): plant-type cell wall
Molecular function (GO): xylan 1,4-beta-xylosidase activity; alpha-L-arabinofuranosidase activity
Source: RefSeq, a predicted model, not a curated record
AUGACCGAUAUGGCGCUGCGCCCUAAUGGAAUGAAUCCUGGACGUACCUAUCGUUGGUACACCGAUGCCGUAAUCCCUUUCGGCUUUGGUCUUCACUAUACCACCUUUGACGUCUCUUGGGUCAACUCGAAGAUGGGCCCUUACAACACUGCGGCCCUUGUUGCGCAUGCGGGAGCAUCAAAGUACGAAGACACUGCUGUCUUUGACACCUUCCAAGUCAAAGUGAAGAACACCGGAAAAGUUACAUCCGACUAUGUCGCAUUGGUCUUCGCCUCCACCAACAACGCUGGCCCCAAGCCGUAUCCUAUCAAAACUCUGAUCGGCUAUGCGCGAGCUUUCUCUGUCAAGCCCGGAGAGACCCAGACAGUCGGUAUUUCCGUGACACUUGGCUCCAUGGCACGCACUGCUGCUAACGGAGAUUUGGUGCUGUACCCUGGGUCGUAUAGUUUGGAACUGGAUGUGGGCCAACAGUAUCCACAUGCCGAGUUGACAAUUAAUGGACCUGAGAAGGUUCUGGACGCGUUCCCACAGCCUCCUUCAUCUUGA